UCCAAUCCACAAAGAUGGCCGAGGACGAAACAGCAACUCACAAAACUUUGGAGGUUCAGGAUUUCCAUCCUCAAAAGAAGACCGCAAGAAACAAGUUUGCUCUCGCUUGUGCCAUUUUGGCAUCCAUGACUUCCAUUCUACUUGGUUACGAUAUUGGAGUGAUGAGUGGAGCGGCUCUCUAUAUAAAAAGAGAUCUCAAGCUCUCCGACGUGCAAAUCGAAAUCCUUAACGGCAUCAUAAACCUCUACUCUCCGAUAGGGUCAUAUAUCGCCGGCGGAACCUCCGAUUGGAUUGGCCGCCGUUACACAAUCGUUCUCGCCGGCGUAAUCUUCUUCGCCGGAGCCAUUCUCAUGGGAUUUUCCCCCAACUAUGCCUUUCUCAUGUUUGGCCGCUUCGUCGCCGGCAUUGGCAUCGGCUUCGCCUUCCUCAUUGCUCCGGUCUACACCUCCGAAAUUUCCCCAACUUCCUCUCGCGGUUACCUCACUUCCUUUCCAGAGGUUUUUCUGAAUGGAGGGAUUUUAAUUGGAUACAUCUCAAACUACGGGUUUUCUAAGCUUCCACUUCGCUUGGGUUGGCGACUCAUGCUUGGAGUCGGAGCCAUUCCUUCUAUAUUCCUAGCCGUGGCUGUGUUAGCCAUGCCAGAGUCGCCAAGGUGGCUUGUAGCCAAGGGUCGGCUAGGGGAAGCCAAAAAAGUUCUGAACAGAAUAUCGGAUUCGAAGGAAGAGGCUGGGCUAAGGCUAGCCGAUAUUAAAGAAACGGCUGGAAUUCCUCAGGACUGCGACGACGACGUCGUUUCAGUAACGAAGCAGCAAGGCAAAGGCGUGUGGAAAGAACUGCUACUAUAUCCAACACCCGCAGUUCGUCACAUCUUCAUUGCGUCCCUUGGGAUUCACUUCUUUGCGCAGGCCACGGGCAUAGACGCUGUCGUUUUGUAUAGCCCAAGAAUCUUUGAGAAGGCUGGGAUCAAAUCCGAUACGAACAAGCUUCUGGCAACCGUGGCUGUUGGGUUCGUGAAAACCGUUUCGAUUUUAGUAGCGACGUUUUUGUUGGACCGGGUCGGGCGACGUGUGUUGCUGCUAAGCAGUGUUAGUGGGUUGAUUUUCUCACUUGUAACCCUUGCGGUGAGUCUCACUAUUGUGGACCGUUCACGGACUACGCUAACGUGGGCCAUUGGGCUUAGCAUUGCAUCAGUAUUGUCCUACGUGGGCACGUUUUCCAUUGGGUCGGGGCCCAUCACGUGGGUUUAUAGCUCCGAGAUUUUCCCGCUAAGGCUGCGCGCUCAAGGUGUGGCUAUUGGAGCUGCGGUGAAUAGACUCACUAGUGGGGUUAUCUCAAUGACUUUUCUGUCCCUCUCUAAAGCCAUCACCAUUGGAGGCGCCUUCUUUCUCUUCGCCGGCAUUGCAGUGGCCGCGUGGAUCUUUCACUACACACUGCUCCCUGAAACACGAGGCAAAACACUUGAGGAAAUUGAAGGUUCGUUCGGUAAUUUUCGCAGGAAAUCCAACGCCGUCCAAGUUAACGGUAACCGCCAAAUUCAGUCAAGGACCAAUGACCAGACUUCCACAAAUGUCGAUUAGGUUAGGAUGCAGGAGUUAUAUGUUGAUAUUAAGUUAUCCAAAUUUUUUUUCCAGGAGCCGUUACGAUGGAUCGUAGAUUUCACAGUUAAAUGUUUGUUCCUCUUGAUAAAAGCAU
Molecule: messenger RNA, 1692 nt
Organism: Abrus precatorius (Indian licorice)
Lineage: Eukaryota; Viridiplantae; Streptophyta; Magnoliopsida; Fabales; Fabaceae
Product: polyol transporter 5-like
Exons: 3
Coding region: 15-1577 (520 amino acids)
Biological process (GO): transmembrane transport
Cellular component (GO): membrane
Molecular function (GO): carbohydrate:proton symporter activity
Source: RefSeq, a predicted model, not a curated record